Pungitius pungitius (ninespine stickleback) is the source of this 5810-nucleotide messenger RNA. It is a transcript of the gene lingo3a, whose product is annotated as leucine rich repeat and Ig domain containing 3a. Gene Ontology annotation, cellular component: extracellular matrix. The record is from RefSeq and is a predicted model, not a curated record. The transcript has 2 exons. Lineage: Eukaryota; Metazoa; Chordata; Actinopteri; Perciformes; Gasterosteidae. Gene Ontology annotation, molecular function: protein binding. The coding region runs from base 2142 to 3974 and encodes 610 amino acids.
UAGUGUUCAGCAAAAUACAACCGUGAUUCUGGAGAUAUCUAUUCAAUAAAGUAAUGGGAAUGUUAUAAAACCACUGUAAUGUUGAAACCGAAAUCGAAUAGAAUGAUACCAAUGUACAGUUGUGAUUGUAUCCAAUGUGACGUAAUCUACCAAAAUGCACUCAUUUAAUACUUGAUAACACCACAACUGAUAUUGACUGAGAGGCCUUCGACGGCCGAGCUACAUUGAACUCACCAGGGGGCGUGGUCACCACUCGCAAGGGGGCGUGGUCACCGACUUUGACACCUUCACUGAUCGGUAUAAAUACUUGUAGGCGGCCAUUGUUCUCGAGUUCGCUGGUCGGAGACAACAGACAUGGUCUAGGGAGGGUCGUGAGUGUCCUUUUUAGCACAACACUUUUUCCUUUAUUAAAUACUUUCGAUUUUAACUGUUCAUUUCCAAGAUGUCUCCCGUCCGUCUGGUGUUUCUUCACGCUGCAGCGCCGGGCUAUAAGCGUCUCUGAAGUCUUUGUCUGCCCAUGGCAAAUAGUUUUGGGCCUCGGUACCACGUGAGGAAUUCUACUUCGCCCUGAAAAAAACGAAACACAAUCCACCCCGUCAGCGGCCUGUAACGGUUGCUGCCACCUGGCGCGGCUCCCCACCACCAUCGAUCCAGUUUCACUGGAGUGUGUCGGGGGGGGGGUGGUCGAAAAGCAGUCUACAGAAGGAAUGCAAUGUGUAUCCCUAAGUCCAUGUGUCUGUAUCGCUCUGAUUGUUGUGUGAAGGCUUUGUGGGGUGAACUGGGGAAAAGUUUCUUUGAAAGUACCCUUCUGCGCUUCUCUCUUUGUUUUUCCCUCCUAUGGACCCAAAGCUAUUUGUGUUUUCUCUCACCACUGCAGGCAAAUGUCUUCGGUGGAAAACAAUUCCGAAAAAAGAAGCUGUUGGUUACUCGACGCAGAAGGCUGCUGACUAUAGCCGGCGGCCUUUAGCAGCUAAACAGCCAGAUAUUUCCCUCAGGAAGAUGUUGAGACACAACAGAGUUGAAUUAAGUGUUCGCUGGGACACAACUUGUUACUGGUGUUUCUGCCUGGGUUGUAAUUUAGCACUUUUUCAUCUGGGACUUGCUUAAAAUGUAAUAAUCCUCCAGAUGGUUUUGCAGGACGUAGCAGUGGACAUUUCACGAGUUUAGUUUUGUACAAAUGAAGUAGUUUCCCUACGCGUUCCUUGCACUAUUCAGUCAUUGCAACAUUUACAACAAUUAUCAAUUAAUCAAAUGUUAACAAUCCAACAGGUAAAAGUAAACUUGAUAUUUGUGUGAAGGGAACGAUUAGGUUAAUAAACAACUUUUCACAUUUCUCAUUGCAAUAGUUUAUACAAAAAAAUCAUAUUCUUAAACAUUUGUAUUCAUUUGGGAAUAUCUCAUUAAAAAAACCCAACUUUGUCCCCUAUGGACUCCCACACGGGCAUAUCGCUGCAGAGUGUUGAGUCUCGUCAACCCCCCCACCUGAAAGCUUAAGCGAGCUGGAUUCUCAAGUAAGGGACUCGGCUUCCGUUUUGCCCCCCACAGGACGUGAAUGCAGCACAACACAUCCCUAGUAGGAGGGAGGGAGGGGGAGAGAGAGAGAGAGCGCAGAUGAGACCCCAUGCACAGCAUAGCAUUCGGGUCCUCUUUCAAACCAACACACAUACACACACACUGUGCGCCACAUCCCCCCCCCCCACACACAAAUGCCAGGACACUCAUACACGUGCAAUCCUAUAACCGGAGCACCGUCAGUCGGAGCCGGCUGCCGGUGGCAGACCUCAACGUGUCCCCGGGACGCAGAGCUGGGAGCCCGCUGUGAGAGGAGCUCGUUCCCGGCGCACAGGAGCGCGGAGCCGGAGACCUCCAUCCGCGAGGCGGAAGAGCAUUCGGCUGCAGGAGAAGAGACGAGAGAACGGGGAAGGUGAGCAAAUCCAACCCGGUCCAGCGGCUGCCGCUGCUGCUGCUUGGAGGAAGAGGAGGAGGAGGAGGAGGCAGCGCGGUGCCUGGAGGAGCACGGACCCAAAGCAAAGCGGAGCACCUCCAGCGUGCAGAUGUGAGGGAGUGCAGAGCGAGUUCUAGUCCUGGGUUUCUGGCCCGGUGGUAUCCAGAGCAGGAGGAAGCCGUGAAAAAGGAGGGCCAUGGGGGCGAGCCCCGGCCGGGAUGCGGGCUGGCUCCCGCCUUUCCUGGUCUCGCUGCUGAUGGUCGCGGUGUCGCCCGCCCAGAGUCAAGGAUGUCCCCAGCGUUGUGAUUGCUUCGCCAAGCUCAAGACCGUGUCCUGUUUUGGUAAACGCCUGUCCUCGCUGCCCGACGGCAUCCCGCUGGACACCAAGGUCCUGGACCUGAGUGGGAAUAAACUCCGCUGGGUGGAGCAGAGUGACCUGCUUUCGUAUCCACGUCUGGAGAAGCUGGACCUGAGUGACAACAUGGUCAGCAGCCUGGAACCGAAUGCCUUCUCCAGUCUGCAGAACCUGCGGUCGCUUUCACUGAGGGGCAACCAAUUGAAACUGGUCCCCAUGGGGGCUUUCUCCCGUCUGUCCAACCUAACAUCACUGGACCUCAGUGGGAAUAAGAUUGUCAUUCUUUUGGACUUUACUUUCCAGGACUUGAAAAGCCUGAAAAACCUUGAAGUUGGAGACAAUGAUUUGGUUUACAUUUCCAACAAAGCCUUUCUGGGCCUGGUGGGGCUGAGGGAGCUGACCAUCGAGAGGUGCAACCUGACUUCUGUGUCCAGCCAGUCUCUGUCCUACCUGCAGAACCUGGUGGUUCUGCGGCUGCGCUACCUCAGUAUCUCCACCUUGGAGGACCAGAACUUCCGUAAGCUGGCAAACCUGAGGGGCCUCGAGAUCGACCACUGGCCCUUUCUGGAGCACGUUCCCCCUCACAGCCUGCAGGGGCUCAACUUAUCUUGGCUGUCUAUCACUCACACUAACAUCACCUCCGUGCCCACCUCCGCCCUCCGCAGUCUGGCUCACCUCACCAGCCUCAACCUCUCGCACAACCCCAUCUCCGUGCUGGAGUCCUGGGCCCUGCGGGACCUCGUUCGGCUGAAGGAGCUGCAUCUGGUCAACACCAAUCUGGUGGCGGUGCAGCCGUACGCGCUGGGCGGUCUGCGGCAGAUCGGCCUCCUGAACCUCUCCGCCAACGGCCUGGUGUCCCUGGAGGAGGGGGCCUUCCAGUCCGUCAACACUCUGGAGACGCUGCGCUUGGACGGAAACCCUCUGGCCUGCGACUGCCGCUUGCUGUGGAUCCUCCAGCGGCGGAAGACCCUGAAUUUCGACGGCGCCUCCCCCGUGUGCAUGUCGCCCGUGGAGGUGCAGGGACGGGCCCUGGACGCCUUCUCCGACUCGGCCCUCUUCGAUCACUUCACCUGCCAGAAGCCCAAAAUCCGCAACAGGAAGCUGCAGCAGGUGUCUGCCCGCGAGGGGCAGGUCGUGUCGUUCGUCUGCAGAGCGGAGGGCGAGCCGGCGCCGGUGAUAUUCUGGAUCUCGCCCCAGCGCCGCCGCAUCACCACAAAGAGCGGCGGGCGCCUGACGGUGUUGCCGGAGGGCACGCUGGAGAUACGGUACGCCCAGGUGACAGACAGCGGAACCUACAUCUGCAUAGCCAGCAACGCGGGCGGGAACGACACCUACUUCGCCACGCUCACGGUCAGCGGGCUGCCGCUCGAUGCGGCGCUGAUGGCCAACCGCACGUACUACGCGGGCGACCUCAACGACACCAAUCUGAAUGACACCAGGGUCUUCUUGAAGUUCACCCUGGACCUCAAGACCAUCCUCAUAUCCACGGCCAUGGGCUGCAUCAUGUUCCUGGGGGUGGUGCUCUUCUGUUUCAUUCUGCUGUUUGUGUGGAGUCGAGGGAGAGGCCAGCACAAGAACAACUUCUCGGUGGAGUAUUCCUUCAGGAAGGUGGACGGACCCGCCGCCAGCGGAGGGCAGGGCGGCGCUCGCAAGUUCAACAUGAAAAUGAUUUGAUUCUUGGGGUCUGUCUCUCUCUUUGGGGUUCUCAGUGCUGUUCGAGAGAUGGAGAGACACAGGGGGGGGGCCUUUGUGCUUGCGGAACAUAAAAUGCAGUUGUUUGUUGGACAUUUUAUUGAGUUCAAGGUUUUGUUUCGAGAAAAGGAAAAAAUCUGCAUGGAUUUGAUAUAUUUAUAUUUUGCCUUCUGUCGUGUGUUCAAGUCACCAUGCGGAGCAAGCCUGGACGUAUAAAGUAUAAAGAUGUCUGGAAAUCCCGAAUAGACUGUUAAAACUCCCAGCAGUCUUUAACCUUGACUCUAGCUCUCGCCAAUUCAAUCGUUCCUCUCUACAAAGGUCUUCACCUCUGUGCUCCAUUGGAGGUUGUUUUCCACUAACCAGGAAUAUUUAUAGCCCGGCGGUGCUCAACGAAUGCCAAGGACUUGCCAGUAUGUAUUUGAAUAGUUCCAGCUAUAUACUGCAUAUUUAGACUAAUUUACAGUCAGGGUUUUAGGGCACUACUGUGACAUAAAUAUAAAAGCUCUGCUUUUUCUUUUGCUCAUGAUGAGUUUGUUCAGGGUACAAUAAAACGAGACUCUGCAACACUGCCAAUUUGACCGUAAAGCACCAUGUGGUGUGUGAGAGAAUUGUUCUUCUCACCACGUAAGAUAGUGAAAAAUCAAAGCAGGACACUGAAAGUUUGGCUUCAAUUAAUAGGACAAAAUGCACGUUUGUGUGGUGACAAAUGGGUACAUGCAGAUGUUCACUUUUAGCCUCUUGUGUUUUUCCAUUACAGGUCUGAAAAGGACUUUGUGCAUCUAUUUAAAGAGGUGGCUUCUUACUUUAAAUAAUUUGCAUCAUUUGUAAAUGUGUUGGGGUGCAUUGAUCCCGCUGUUGAAUUGCUCAUACUGUAUAGGUAGGAUAUACAUAUAUAUAUACAUAUGCUGUAUAAGAUGUAUUAUAUAUUUUGCAAUCGAAACCGUGUUGUUGUUUAUAGUACUGUUGAGUGUUUAUUGCAAACCUUCUGUUCUACUGUUAUUCUAAGGUUAGUCUCUUUUUCAAAUACUCGACACGCAGCUCGACGUUACUCUGCUGCGCCCCGCUGGCCAGAGACGGUACUGGGUUGUUUGUGACCAAUUAAAAGGACCAUCAGACUUGACCUCGCCGACCUUGACACGUGAUAGCUAGCAAUAAUCACCCAGGCCAACUGUGAAGGUGAUGGAGGGAUGAGCUGUAUUUAACAUUUGGUGAGAAUUGAUUUUGAGUCAUGACACAAUAUGGUUUAUUUUAUUUAGUAACAAAUUAAACCUAUUUUACAGAUUAAACCUUACAAAAUCAAAGUAUUAAUGAUGAACUGUGAAUACGUUCUGCGCCUUGACAUCAGUUCCGGUCUGCAGUUUUAAAAAUACAAAUUGGGUAUAAUUGAAGCUGAAUUCUUCCUGUGAAUAUGGAAACCAUGGUGUCAGGAAACUGUGCUAGACGUUUUUGUAUUGUAUCAUUUUAUAAAAAUGAAGCACACUGUUUAUAAAGCAUGCUAUGUUACCUGCUAUGAUGUCUUUGCCCUGUCUUUUUCCUUUUUUCUUUUCCUUUGCGGUCAUCUGGUCACUAAAUCGAAGUCUGAGAAGUUGUGACCACGUCACUGUGAAAUGUUUAUUUUGCAAGUUGUUUUUAUCGUAUUAUAUAUAUUUUUUUGUGGAUGUCCCAUUGUAACACAUUAAGAUGUCAUGAUUCACUAAAGUGAAUUAUAUGGUACUGCUUACACUGAAUGUGGAGAUUGAUGUUCAUCUUCUAUGCAUUCAUCACAUCAAAAGAGUUAAAUGUCCUUUGUGAGCAGAUUAAAAAUAGCGCUGCUGUUCA